Messenger RNA from Pelobates cultripes (western spadefoot toad), 23878 nucleotides. The record is from the annotation of a GenBank genome assembly. NCBI's taxonomy places the organism in Eukaryota, Metazoa, Chordata, Amphibia, Anura, Pelobatidae.
GUUCUUUUCAUAUGUUACAAUGAAUCUAUGUUGAUAGAGAUGUAAGAAAAUGCUACAGGGAAGGACGAGCCUGUGUGGACAGCAAGAUGUGUAUCAUCCCACUGCUGGACUUGGCACCAUUCAGGAAAUAAAAUAUUGGACAACAUGAUGGCAUCUCCAGUAUCGUGUGGAAACAUGAAAUAAUGAAAAGGUCGGUUUAUGAAACUUUGGAACUGAACAAGUUAGGAUUUUGAGCGAAAUUUGAAAAUGGGAACUAUAUCUGAUGUAAACUAUAUGGAAUGCAAAUUUAAUCCAUAAAUGCUUAAUGCCACUCCAAUCGUCAAUAAGGUUUACCUUGGAAAAUCAGGCAUCGUCUUGAGUUUCUGUAGAAUAUUACAAAAUGUAUGUAAAUCAAGUAUAACAUGUUCGUCAAGUUGGGGAUGGUUUUCUGAAAACACAUCUAGAACACAAUACUGGCUCUCGAGUUUAAUAAUUCUGAUUGGACCAGUUUGGAUUGCAAGAGUAGCUACUGGAUACGGGACAUUUGUUCUGAAAGGUAUUCUUUCUUCAAAGAAUAUUUCAGGAAUUUGCUUGGAUGCAAAAGCAAAACCAAAUAUGGUUCUAUGUAUUGCUCAGCACCUUUGAACUCAUUAGAGACCCACUAUUCAGUGAUUGCUGAUCAUGAGGCUAAUGGACGAAAUGGCUGUUCGGAAAGCCCUGAGGAGAAACAGGCUCUGCAGGGAUUUUCUAAACUCUGUCUCAUACCAAGUGAGUAGAACCAUUUAUUCAAUUUUAAAUACCAACAUUAGUAUAGUUUGAAGUCUUGGGAGAGAAGAUAGAUGUUUUAUUAUGACUAGAUAAUUAUAGCUAUCUUCUUCCUUCAAUGAGAGCUCAUAGCUUUCGUCACCUGUCAACAAUUUCACCUGAUGACCUAUGCUGGAAAUUGGCCAUAUCCUGUGUUUUUAACUAGAAUUACCCCUGCUAACCUCGGCAGUAUCUGUAAUUAAGAGUAGUUAUUGAAAGACAAUGACAAUUGUGUGUCUAUAUGGAAGAUUUCACAUUGCCCCCCAGUCAAUAAGACCUGUCUACAUAUUGUGAGUCAAAUAUGUCUAUUUUUUACAUGGGCCCUGGCUAACUAAAACAAUCAGAUAAAAAGGCCUUGUUUUUAUAAGCUUUCCAAAUGCUUUAAUACUGUUAGAAUUUUUUUUAAUGAUUUAUCUACAUGAAUUCUCAUAUACUUUAAUGGUGACUAAAUCAUUUGUAAAGUUUCUCUGAUAGUAUUGAAUCAUUUUGAAGGCUGGUUAAAUGUAAACCCUAGUGGGAUAUGGGUGUAACAUGCAUGCUUUAUAGAAUGUAGUAACAAUGUAAAAGAAUGUCAUGGGAAAAAGUACACCCUAGUUGAAUAUUAUGGUUUUACGUAUCAGGACAUAAUAACAAUCAUCUGUUCCUUAGCAGGUCUUAAAAUUAGGUAAAUACAUUCUCAGACGAACAACCACACAUUAUAUAUAACACCGUGUUAUGAUUAUUUAAAAAAAUUAAAUCCAAAAUAAAGAUCCAUGUGUGAACAACUAAGUAUACCCUUACUGCUUCAAUAGGAAUUAAGAGACUAAGUGGCAGACAGGUGCUGAUAAUCAAAUGUCCUGAUUAAUUGAUCAUCAGUAAACGUGACCACCUCUAUAAAAAAAUAAGUUUUAGCAGUUUGCUGUCUGAAGCAUUCAUGUGUGUUAACACAAUGCCAAGGAAAAGACAUGAACAAUAAUCAAUUGUUGUUGCCCAAUGCGCACCACCAGUGGAUAUAAGCAAAAGAAAAAAGGUAAAAACUACCCUUUUUAGUAAACUGCAGAAAGUAAGAAGACUCCUCCAAAUCUCCAAACAAAAUAUAUAUAAAAAUACAAUCUACAAUACAAUAGAGAAAAAAACACAAAUAGUGUAAUAGUUAAACAAUCUCUAGCUUAUGAGUGCAAUAUAUUAACGACCCCCUUUUAUAGUGUAUUACACUAUGUGUUUUUUUUCUGUAUUUUAUUGUAGAAUGUAUUUUUAUAUAUAAACAUUCAAGACAGUAGCCAAUCUUUCCAGGAGUGGAUAUUCCAGCAAAUUCACCCCAAGGUCAGACCGUGCAAUACUCAGAGAAAUUGCAAAAAUCUCAAAAGCUACAUCUCAGACUUUACAUGCCUCAGAUAGCAUAUUAAAUAUUAAAGUUCAUGACAGUACAGUUAGAAAAAGACUGAAAAAGUAUGAUUUGUUUUGAAGGGUUGCCAAGAGAAAUCCUUUUUUCUCUAAAAAGAACAUGGCAGCAUGGCGUAGGUUUGAAAAAUUGCAUCUGACCAAAUCACAAGACUUCUGGAACAAUACUCUUUGGACAGACAAGACCAAAGUGGAGAUGUUUGGCCAUAAUGUACAGUGUCCCGUUUGGCGAAAACCAAACUCAGCAUAUCAGCACAAACACCUCAUAUCAAAUGUGAAGCACAGUGGUGGAGGGGUAAUGAUUUGGGCUUGUUUUACAGCCACAUGACUUUGGAACCUUGCAGUCAUUGAGUCAACCAUGUACUCUGUAUACCAAAGUGUUCUGUUCAACAGCUAAAACUUGGACGAAAUUUGGUCAUGCAACAGGACAAUGAACCCAAGCACACCAGUCAAUCUACAACAGAUUGGGUAAAAAAGAAAAGAAUCAAAGUUUUGCGUUCAAGUCCAGACCUCAACUCGAUUAAAAUGAUGUGGCAGAAUCUUAAAAGAGCUGUGCAUAAACAAAUGCCAGCAAACCUCAAUGAACUAAAGCAAUGUUGUAAAGAGUGGGCCAAAAUUCCUCCACAACGAUGAGAGACUGAAAAAAUCAUGCAGAAAACGUUACUUCAAGUUAUUGCUAAAGGUGGUUCUAUAAGCUAUUGAUUCCUAAGGUGUACUUGUUUUUUUUACAAAUGGCUUCUCCAUUUUGGCUUUAUUUUUGUUAAAUAAAUCAAGACUUGCAGUAUUAUGUCAUGUGUUGUUGUUCAUCUGAGAUUGUAUUUACCUAAUUUUAAUACCUGCUAAGGAACAGAUGAUUGCUAUUAAGUCCUGAUAUGUAAAACCAUAGAAAUUAGAGAGUGUACUUUCUCUUUUACAUGGCUGUAUACUGUGAGAGGAUUCUAUGAAGGCUUAGAUCGAACAUAGAAGAGAAAAACAGUCAUUAAAAGUGAUAACCCAGACUUAGCAUUUAGGAAAACGCUUUGUUUUUCCAAAACUUAUUUUUAUUAUAUUUUCAAUACUACAAUACAAUACAAAACAAAGGGAAUAUAACCAAAAAAGAAGGUGGACAUACAACUAGUACACACAAAACCAGUUUUGUACUACAAGCAUAUUCAAACGGGCAGGGAGGACCACUACAUCAUUAGCAUGAAUAAUAAAAAGCAAUGUCAUCCAGCUGUGUCAAUAGACCUGGCAGAUAUCAUUUGGUGAACAUAAUGCGGACAUCUCUUCAUCCGUCAAUGUUUUAGCCUGAACUGUGAUUGCUGAAGCAACAGGUUUUGUACCUAGUCCAUUAAGCAGUUAUGUAAAUAUUUAAUCAAUGGAUCAAACAAUGAGUUAUUUCAUGGAUUCAGUAAUUAGUAAUUACCAAUAAACACCGACAUCAGCAGACCAGCAAGGCAUCUCCCCAGAAUCCGUCCCCAACAGGAGAUCCCCCUCAUGUUACUUUCUCCUCUCCCUGUGAGCCCAAAACUCCUCAUCAAGGGAUGGCUUUGGAAUUUGGGAACAUUUUAUACAGUUAGAUGGAUGUGAGGUGCCAGUGCAUUAAUAACUUAUAGUGCUUAUCCGGAUGAUUCAUAUACCUGGUAAUUUUGCGGAUGGAAGAGAAAGCCUUUUUACCCAGAGUGGUACAUUCGCCUGAAAAUCUCCCGAACCCCUGCAUGGCUCUCGUGAAUAUAGUGCUCUCUUUAUUGCAUACCCAACCAUCAGUCGAGACCUGAUGAGUCUCCCAGGUUCUCAAUACAAAUAAAAAGAUACAGUAGAAAACCAGCGCUUAUUUGUUUAAAUUUCGAUAGACCAAUAUGUAAUUAUUUUUAGUUAGCUGCUAUACAUUCCAGUGUUUCCUUACAAUAACACCAUACAGAGAUACAAAAAAUAAAAGAAGAAUGUAGCGCUUUACAAAAGUUAAUUAAUUAAUCGCCUGUUAUGGAUCCAGAUAAAAUAUUUUUUGGUAAGUCAAGGUAUGUGUGGAUUCCUAUGCAAAACAAUCAAACAUAGUAUAGAUCAAAUAGUGAGAUAAUAGAUCUUAAAUAAAAUAUGUAUGCACUCACAAACGUGGAGCUAUAGACCCAGCUCUGGUUUAGAUCACUUUUGGGUCUGUUUAGUCGACCCACCCCUAUUGUGGAUAUAUGUCUUGUUCUGUAUAAGAGAUAUAAGUACACACAAUUGCGCAGUAUUGUUGAUUCAGUCUCUUAGAUAGAAUACAAAUCUUUGAAUAGGUGCUCACAAUUCUGGAGUCAUAAAUAAAGACUCAAUUUAAGAACGUUGUGCAGGUUUGGGACUGCACUCCCUUCUGUAUCAGAUGAAAGGCUGGGAACCAGGAUACGAAAAAUAAAAAGAUUUAUUUGCAUUAAAAGUAUAAACAAAUAAAAGUGCAACAAUGUGCUAAAUCCGGAACGCGGGAGUGCAGUCCCAGUGCCCAAUUUUCUAAAUACUUUCAUUAGUCCCUAGCCUUAUCUAAUAGUUAGGAUAGCCUUAUGCCUAUCCCACUAGAUGGGCCGAAUGGUUCUUAUCUGCCGUCACAUUCUAUGUUUCUAUGUUUCUAACUUACUACAGGUACACAUAGCCUAUGAAUCUACCUUCUGCACAAUUGCAGUUUCUCACAUCUGGCUUUAAGGUUGCUCACACAACAUGAAACGCAUUAUGUGUACUAAAUAACUAAUAAUAAAUCAAGCAGACAGCUCAAAUAUGUAACAGGUUUGGUGCCAAUGCGAUGGUUGCAUUGUAUUUUAUAAAGGAUACAAAGAAAAACAACUGAACAUUGACAUUGUAGGCCUAUUCCAAAUCAUGGGCUUGUAACUGCUUUUCCAAUGUUGAUCUUGCUUUGAGUGAAACUACGAACAGACGGAAUAGUCAGAUUCAUAUACCCUGUUCAUGUUCUGGGGCAAUUCGUCAUAGUCAAAUAAAUUGACUUGUACAAGGGAAGGCAUAAAUAACUGCAUUUAAGCAGCAUCAGAUAAGGUUUUAGUGGUGUGUGAGCCUGUGAAAGAAGGUAAGUGCCCCUGAUACCCAUCACACAAUUAUUUGGAAUUCUGAGCCUGAUAUAGAUACUAGGAUGUUCAGUGGCAAACACCUUGUGUUGGAGAGUACUCUGGGUUGCACACUGCCUAUAACCAAUAAUAACACAAGGCAUCAUAAAUAUGAAAAGACAUAAAUAUGAAAAGACAUGGAGAAACAAGCAUUGGGAUGUUACAUUAAAAACAGUAAAAACAAUGUGCUUAUUAAAAAGAAAACAGCAGGAGCCAUGUCUUUCAGGAAGCGGUGUUCUAUCCAGGUUGCUAAUGGAUGAUGACAAAGUAUUUCCUUUCUUCAGACAUAAUCAACAAGGCCGCCAUCGGGGUAUAUAAACUGUACACCUGUAAGAGGCUUAGAUAACUCUGUUUCCACACACACUGAAUCCACUAUACACACCCACACAUUACAUCCUUUAUAUACACACACUAUAUCUAUUACACACACACAUUGCUUCUCUUCUACAUACUACAUACACUAUACACAUGCACACACUACAUCCCCUACAGACACUGAAUUUCCUACACACAUACACUACAUUCCCUUAACACACAUUGCAUCCCCUACAAACACAGACUGCAUCCUAUAUUGCAACUCUAAGGGCUUGCAAGAUGGUGGUGGAAUGGAGGGUGGACCUUGUUGGUGGAGCAGGUGCUGGGGACACAGGCCUUGAUCUAUAUAAGGGACCCCACAAUUUAUGAUGGCAGCCUAGGCUAUCAAUAACUGGCUACAUUGGAAGACAAAUGUUUGUUACUGGAUAUGAUUGAAUAUAAAUCCAUAAUACCUCAUUUUCUAAAGUUACAGAACACUUUUUGCUAGCAUGUUUGUUCACAGCUCUGAUUAACAGACAACCUAUCAUCUUGCCAUUUCAGUAGCAGAUUUACAUAAUAUUGUGUGAGAUUACAGCUGGAGCUGUAUAAAAAUAAAUGUCACUUUUCCAAAGAGUUACCACAGGAAAUAUCCCCACACUCUUUUCUCCAUUCCACCAUUCAAUAGGCCUUGGAAAGAGGCUGGUAAUAAUUACAGGUGUCCGGCAGAACCUCCGUUAACUGGAACUGUUUGUUUUCUUCAAUAACUUCCUCAGAGCAGAGCCUCUUGAGAUGUCCCACAUUCUAUUGCCCUAUUAUUGUGGGAAUUCCAGCAAAACAGCAGACAUUUAUGCAAAACCACAAAGCACAAUAUACUGGUUAAACCAUAUAUACUGUUAUGCAUCCAUGCAAACCUUCCUAUUCUUUAUUUAAUUUAUUUCCAAUAAAUUAAAGAGUAUAGAUGAUAUAUUAUAGUUGCAUCACCAAGUGUUCCUCCCUUUUAGAUAUGCUGCUGCUGUGGACCAUCUCCAUGCUCCUUGUGCUGCCAAUCCUGUCCCAGCAUUAAAGCAUCCACUGGUACCAGAGUACUGUAUACCUUCUUCCACAUUAUGGCCUCCACAGUCUGCUGCCUCAUGCUCUCCAGAAAGGUGUCAGAGGCUGUCAAGGAAAAUGUAAGUAAAGAUAUCACACUAACGUGAUCUGUCUUCAAGGAGUUCUUUUUUUUUCACCUAUCCAGUUCACAUAACACCUUACCUACAAGCAUUACAAAUGGACAAAGAGAGACACUUUAAGGAUGUGGCCAGGGCCAAGGCUGCUAAUUUUAUGUUACUUACUAAUAACAAUUUAUGCAACUAAAAUGGAGUUUAGAACAAGAACAAUGUGUUUUAUUUACACAUGCUGAUUUAUGAACACAUUUCAUUUAAAGACUCAUUACUGUGAGUAUUAUUGCAGUGGAGCUCUGUUAAACAUUAAGUUAUACCAACAAUAUGGAGUUUGUAGAAAAGAUGGACAUUAGAAUAGAAAAGAGGGACAGAGGAAUUUGGGCCCAAAAUAGGGACUGCACAACCUAAAGAGGGACACUUGGUAGAUAUGCAAUACACAGAGUUAAAUGUAGGAAUCAACAAAUGUCUGAGAUGCACAAAUCCUUUUAAUAUACACUACGUACCAUGACACUUAAAAAAUUAUUGUCUGUAGCCAAUCAUUUGUCUGUAGCCAAUCAUUUGUCUGUAGCCAAUCAUUUUCUCUGCGGUAGACAUAGAAGUUGUAUAGAGCCGUAGAAUAAGGUGACAGCAAUAUCUAUCAUUAGUAAAGUGAAGACUGGUGUGUUGAUUCUCUGUUUGAUGUAUGCUUGACCAUUCAUAUGGUGAUCAAACAUGCUGAACAGCACAACAUCCACCUAUAAGCAGCAGCACCUAAGGUCACCAGUAAGGGGAUUAACGGUAUUAAACAUACGGGAAUUGGCCUUUGUAAUGAGCUGCUCAAAGUUGCAUUGUUUAACCUAUCACUCCAAUCUUGUAUUCUGACCUGUUUAUGUUACACACUAAUGUCUAAGCCCCAAGUGCUCUGUUUUACACUUUUGUGGCAGGUGCCUUGGCUCUCUCUUUUAUGCAAGCACCUUCCUGGAGGAUCGGACUGUGAUAUCCUUGUAGGGUAUACGGCUGUGUACAGGGUUUGCUUUGGAACAGCGUCUUUCUAUUUCAUCCAGUCCGUGUUCCUUCUGAAUGUGAAAUCUACACAAGAAUUCCGAGCAAUGGUUCAUAAUGGGUAAAUAUCACUUCUGUUCAGUUACUGUAUCACUACGCGCUAAAUCCAGGGAUUCAGUGUAGAAUACUGUGUUCUGAAAAAUGGUACAAAAUUCUAAAAGUGGGGUGGUCACCAUGGAAACCAGUAGAAAUCAGCAGGCUCAAUCCUUUAGUGACGCAUCAUUUCCUAUUACAUCUUUCCACAAUUUUCAGAACAGAACAUUUUGAUAAAUUUCCUCCGAGGCACUUAACAAGAAACUCAAAUAUAUCACUUUUAAAAAACAGUAAGUAGCACAAAUAGUAGGUACUGCUACUAUUUCUCAUAUAGGUCAUUAUUAUCAAUUUCCUUUUUAAUGUUGAUUAACACAACAGGUGAUCUUGUUGAAUGAUAGGUUAGAUGGUAUAUCGUGGUCAUGCAUAGAAAUUAGUAUUUAUUAAUUUGUGUUAUAAAAAUAUAGUUUGAUUUCUUAUAAAGCAAAUUAUCAAUCUCGUUUUGAAUAUGUGGUGUCAUUUGUUUAAGAGGAGGAUAUUAUGAACUGGAAAAAGUGCAUAGGGAAGGUCAAAUCAGUAGCAAUUAUUAGCCAUUCUAAUACAUAAAUAAAAACAACAAAAUGGAUCAAAUGCAUUUCACUGUGUGUGUCUAUAGGUAAAAAGAUGACUGUGUGCAAAACGCCAGUACCUUGGCGAAUGCAAAAAGUAAUUUGCAAAAUAUAUAUAACAAAAAUAUGCAGUUUAAACAGGUAUGUUGAAUACACUGAGCUCAUUCAAUAUAAACUUUGGAAAGGGGCGAUUGCUAAAAUCAUCACUUGUGCAUUGCAAAGAUAAUAUUAUUUAACCCCUUAAGGACCAAACUUCUGGAAUAAAAGAGAAUCAUGACAUGUCACACAUGUCAUGUGUCCUUAAGGGGUUAAAAAGCAGAAUUCCCUAGUAUACAGUUGGGCAAUAGCAACGCUGUUCAAUUGGUAAGUUUACAGUCUAGUAAUUGAAUAAAAUAGUAAAUUAUUGACUUCAUGUAAAUAAAUAUGUCUAAUAACAGACACAUUUUAUACUAUAAAAGUGAGACAAAAAUGUGGGAAAUAUGCAUUAAUAUAUAUAAAUGUUGUUGUUGUUUUUUCAUUAUAACGAGUAUACAGGAAAACUACACAAUAUAUUUAAAUUUUAUCUUCCCUUGUAUACAUUUCCCACAAUGCAUAAAACAUAUUAAACCUGUUAUGUUAAUGUGAAUGUAAAGGCAAAGUGUGACAAAGAGCACAUAGGAUUUAACUGCAUUGAAGAGUUGUUUUAUCUAGACAAUGAAAGUAUUGAGGAUGAGGAAUAGUACAGUAACAAAAAAGUCCAAUCCUUAAAGGACCACUAUAGGCACCCAGACCACUUCAGCUUAAUGAAGUGGUCUGGGUGCCUGGUCCAGCUAGGGUUAACCCAUUUUUUUUUAAUAAACAUAGCAGUUUCAGAGAAACUGCUAUGUUUACACUGAGGGUUAAUCCAGCCUCUAGAGCCUCUAGUGGCUGUCUCAUUGACAGCCGCUAGAGGCGCCUGCGUGCUUCUCACUGUGAAAAUCACAGUGAGAAGACGCCAGCGUUCAUAGGAAAGCAUUGUAAAUGCUUUCCUAUGAACUGGCUGAAUGCGCGCGUGGCUCCUGCUGCGCAUGCGCAUUCAGCCGAUGACGUCGCUAGGAAGGAGGAGAGGAGGAGGAAAGCUCCCAGCCCGGCGCUGGAGAAAGGUAAGUUUAACCCCUUCCUCUCUCCAGAGCCCAGCGGGAGGGGGACCCUGAGGGUGGGGGCACCCUCAGGGCACUAUAGUGCCAGGAAAACGAGUAUGUUUUCCUAGCACUAUAGUGGUCCUUUAAUAGAAAUCUUGUACUUCCAUUUUUUUGUGGGGGGAAGGGGGUUGAUUCACAUAUAUAUUGUUAAGUAUCUCUAAGUUCUUCUGUGCUUGUUGUUUUUCUGCAAAUAUAUAGAGCCACGUUUUAUUGUGUGUUAUUUUGUUUAAUCAGCUUAAUUAAUCAGCUUAGUUUAAUCCUUAAAUUUCUGUAAUUGUAUUGCAAUGUUCAUAGAUAGAAAUAGAUUUUUCACUGUCUUUUAUGUGCCACAAUUAAUGGGAUCACUUAAUAACAAAUUUUGGUGAGUUGAAUGCCGACUGGGAUUUAUUUCCAUCUCCUAUAAUUUAGUCUAAAUGUUAAUAGACUUUUCAAUAGUCAACUCCGUGUGUCAAUCUAUUCACUGAUAAAUGCUACAUGUUAUAUAGUGCUUUAUACUGCAUUACUAUGUACAUUGCUCUCAUCUUAUGUUUUGUUUUGUUUAGGUUUUGGUUUUUAAAGUUUCUGAUUUUAAUUGGAAUGUGUGUGGCAGCAUUCUUCAUUCCCAGUGAAUCUUUUAUAAAAGGUAAGAUAAAGAUUUCUGUGUGUACCAAGGUUAGCGUUUGUAUGUUUGAGUCAUAAUGAAAAUAUAUUAGGCACAAGUCUUUGAAAGCCUCCAAGAGAUUUUCCAUCCAUCCAUCGAUCCAUUCCAUCCCAUCUUAUGUUGGUAUAUCUCUUUUGUUUUUGCCCUUUUUACCAUAUUUGUAUACCUGUCAGGAUCAGUGUGGAACCUAAAUGUAAGACCUAUAACACAAUAAAUAGAAAUAGACUUUCCGUGUACCGGUCCUUAGAGUAGCCAGACUAAUGGUAGAAGAGUCGGAGAGAAUGUCUAAGUCAAGGACAGGAGAAAUACGGAUAAAUUAUUAAACAAACCAAGGUCAAAGGAUUACAGAUAUCAGGAGAAACGUAUGAACAGACAAAAGCAGAUACCAGAAAAAGGAUACACAAGGUACACGCUCACAGGCUACUAGAACCACAACAGGGCAACAUGGAGGAAAAUCUACAAUUCAGAUCCACAUUCAGUCUUGCGAACGCGCCAUUUGGACCCAAAUUUGGAUGUCUACAAAACCCCACAGCACACGAGCGUGCAGCGUUGCAGAGAACGCCAGGGGACCCAGGAACGACCGACACAAUCCUAACAAUAACACAGAGGUUUAAAUUAAAGUUGGGAUCUUCUAAAGGAAUCCAGAUGUUCAUGUUUAGCUAUGUUUCUCAGGAUGAAGGACGAGGAUUAAAUUGUGGGUGACACCUGACGAGAGAAAGCACAUGAUCAAGUACCACGUUAAAUUAAUACAAAUGUUCUGACUUACUGAUAAAUCAUAAUAAUCCUCCAUUUUUGGAAGCUGAUGGACUGGUCUUGCCAUUAAUCUCUAAUUCUGUACAUUUUACUCUGGUUCAGUCAGCACUGCAAGCAACAUGGGAGAUACAAUGGAUCCCUGUCAUAGUCCACAUUUCUGUAGUAGAGAUGUAGAGAAGAAUAGACCUGAUAACAGUGUCUAUGAUCUACCAGAUAAGAAGCAUUUGAACCAGCUAAAGCUAUGACAUUCAGUCUACAUAAUUCUUUAACACCUUAAGGACCAAACUUCUGGAAUAAAAGGGAAUCAUGACAUGUCACACGUCAUGUGUCCUUAAGGGGUUAAGGGGGUUAUAAUUCCAAGGUCUAUUGAGUCUAAAGCUCCAGAUUGGUCAUGUGAGAUUACAACUGAAUUUACAAAUUCGUCUGUUGGCCUAUAUAGACAUAUAUGAUUGUACAUAUUGUGCAGUGAUGCGCAACCACUUUGAUUGCUGUAUAAGUUACAAAUUACAUUUUUUAAAAUGAAACUUGUCACUCAUGUUUGCAAAUUGUGCUAUAACUAGCAUGGUACAAGUAUUAUCUCACUAGGGGGCAGUGUGUCACUGAAACUCUCUUAAUCAUUCGUAGUCAGAAGCACGAAAACAUGGAUUUCAUCCAAAAAGUUAGAAUUGCGGCAUUUUUAAUUUAGUGCCUAUUAUUCCUGUUCACUACCAGUUAAUUAAAACACGUUGGAGGCUUCAAAUACCAAACUUGGGAGUGCUGAUACAAAUUUGGAUGUUUCCCUGAAGCUUAAGUAAACUAUAGCGUGUGUCAAUCUGUCAAGCUUUGAUAACAUACUCUAGAGUGCAAUUUUUUAUAGCAGAUGUUGCCAGAAAAAACAUGCAUUUGGGAAAUUUAAAAAAAUCUACAAAUGGUCAAUUCUUAUUAAUCUAAAUAUUGAAAAUUGCAGAUAUUCUGUCGUUCAUAUUCUACAAAAACAACGUUUGAUGGCAAUUAGAAUUUAAUUUGCCAUUUUUUCUGCCCAUUGACCCUUUAAAAAUGGCUCUCCUGCUUUUCAGCUUUUUAAAUUAAUUAUUUUCCCCUCAUUUUUAUUUUUUGUCCUUUUUAUCGUUCCAUAUAUAUUGUAUAUGUUUAUAUUAUCCUGUUUAUGCUGCAAUCUAUGCAUAUGUAGAAUUUACAAGCAUCUUCCAGCUGGCUCAGGGUUAUGGGAUUUGCAGUCCUCAUUCAUCUAAAAUGUCUUUGCCUACCUGUAUUUUAAUUGUUUUACAGCGAAUACAUUUUUAGGUGUACCGAGUAAGGCCCUGAUUUAAUAUUUUUGUAUAAGCUUUUCAAAUGAUGUAAUAUUUGUGGAUAAACUUUAAAAAUGUAUGUAUUUAUUUCUUUUUUUUUAAAAAAUAUUAAAAUAUUUAAAAAAUCUAUCAUAAAUUAAAAAAUAUCAAAAAAAUUACAACAUUUUUCAAAAUAUUCAAUUAUUUUAAAACUUUAUCCAAAAAUAUUCAACUGAGGCCUAAAAAAACUUCUUUGCUGGCAAAAUGUGGUAAAAUCAGCAGAUUUCCACUGGAUUUGUGAUUCAGAAAUGUACUAUUUGCUCUGUGUGGUGUGAGUUUUAUGGUGUUUGGCCACUCCACAAUCGUUUUGACACUGAGCUAUAUGAUCUCAAAGGGAGACUUUAACUUUCAGGCUAGAACGGGUGCCAUGUUAAUGAGAUCCCAAGGUUGAAAAUGCAGUCCAUGGCUGCUUUCUGGUCACAUAUUAUUUUGGAUUAUAAACCAUGCUUUGAUUAAAACAAAAAACUGUGUUUAAAAGAUUGUCCAUUGGUAUAGUUGCUGCAUGAGUCACCAUGCCUAUCUGUGCUCAUUUGCAUGUCAAGCUGGGAACUCUGGGAUAGUUGUAAAAACAUGAUUUUUUCAAGUGUCUGUGCCCAAGAAGGACUUCUCAAGUAUAUAUAUAUACAUAUAGUACUAUAUAUAGUUUUUUCUGAGUUUUAGUUCACUUAAAGGGACACUCCAGGCACCCAGACCACUUCUGCCCAUUGGAGUGUUCUGGGUGCCAACUCCCACCACCCUUAACCCUGCAAGUGUAAUUAGUGCAGUUUUUAUAAACUGCAAUAACUACCUUGCAGGGUUAAGUCCUCCUCUAGUGGCUGUCACUAGAGGGACUUCCAUGUUCUUAGAACACAAAAAGUGUUUUAAACGAAGCUGGACGUCCUCACGCUAUGCAUGAGGACCUCCAGUGUCGCCAGAUUACCCAUAGGAAAGCAUUGAAUAAUGCUUUCCUAUGGGGAGGUCUAAUGCGCAUGCGUGGCCAUUGCCAUGCAUGCGCAUUAGUUGUCCCCUGCUGGCUGAUGUCGGCGAGGGAAGAGCAUGGGCGGAGCCUCACCAGGGACAUCGGCGCUGGAUUCAAGUAAGUCACUGAAGGAGUUUUAACCCCUUCAGCAACAUGGGAUGGGGGCUGGGAGGGAGAGGGGCACUUUUCCUGGCACUGGAGAGUCCCUUUAAAGUGCAUCUGACCACCAGCAAAUUCAGAAUAUCAGGUUUUCCAUUGUACAGCGGAGUGUUUCUAUCAUUCAAGUGACUAUUUCCUUAUUUCUUUCUGGACUCCAAGCACUCGGUUGCAAAUUUUGUUAGUGUCCAGAGAUGAUACAUUCAGUACAUUCACAUGCAUUAGCAAUCCAUCCAAGUGUUUGGUAAUUUUGCUCAGAUUUUUGCCACUCCAUGAACCUGAAUUGUCCCAGAUUAUCAGUAAAAGCCAAUUAUUACAUGAUUUAUUUUUUAAUAUUUUAUUCUGUCAGCAUCCAAAGACAUGCACAUCUUUAAAAAAACAAAACCCUAUAAUUCACAAGUAACUUUGAGUGACUUGAUUGUGUUGGCCUGAUAAUAGAGGGACUUCCGUCGCCUUUGCCAACCUAUUUCAAACCUUCUAUCUGUAACUUGGGUAACCAGCAUAAUACUAGUGCUUUGUUGUGAUCAAUGUGUGUGUUUGAAUUAUUUUAGAGUAAAUGCAUUUCUAAUUUAUUGCUUUUUUUUGUUCUAACAGUUUGGCACUAUGUUGGGAUGUGUGGUGGAUUCUCUUUCGUCCUCAUUCAACUGAUUCUUAUAACUGCUUUUGCUCACACUUGGAACAAGAAUUGGUGAGUGGUUUCCUGGAAUUAAAAUAAUGAGUUUACUGAAUGUACUGACCUUCUAAACUGAUUACUUAAAGGAAUACGCUGAUUAAAAAUAAAGAUACCUUUAAUCUGUUGUGUACCUUAAUCAAGUAAGGUAUAGGGUUCCUCACUACUAAAAGAGGAAUUUGGCAAAUAUGUAGCAAAUACGUAUAAUAGAAAUACUAGCAAAUCAAGAGGGAAAGAGAAGCUGUCAACUGUCUUAGCGCUCCAAGACUAAUUGGAUCUUUGAGGUGAUCAUCACCUUUUGCAAUUAGUCAGUUGUUUCAUAUCAAUAGCACUUACAGACCGAACAAAAUGGUGCAUUAUUCACCCUGUAGCCCUUUCUCACACAUACAUGCCUCACCAUCAUGUUUUAAAACAUAUCAUUUGUUAAUUUACAUUUUUGAGUACUGUGGAGGCAUUUAUAUUAAAUAUCACUAGACUUUAUUUUAACCUAUGCACUUUUAAUAGAAACAACAGUUCAAAUAAAACGUUAAGCUGAACUUUGCAGAAUGAACAGGUUUCUUUUGCAAAGAAAUUCUGUUUUAACAUUGACAGCAAUAUCACGUUGGAACAGAACCAUGGACAACAUCUUCAGAGAGAUAAAAUGGCAUAUAAUAGAAAUAGACUUUUUAGAUUCGAGUCAGUACUGGAAGAAUUGUACAAUGAGUACUGAAAUAUUUAGUUUGGUUGGUGCAUGCUACACAUUAUCUAUAUACACUGCCACAACUAUAUGCGUUAACACAUACCACGUUCAUACAUUUCACUUUAACAAGCGAGGAUUUAUUGCUUUGCAAACAGAAGCCUGUAUUUCAAGGCCACAAAGACAUGAAGUGCUUGUGUCUGCAAUAAACAAAGUUACAGUAUGUCUAUAAUAUGUCUAUAAUAAUUUUUUUUAAAAACCCUCUCCUCUGUUUCCUAGGCUGACAGGGGCAUCUAAAGACAAACGCUGGUACAUUGCCGUUCUGAUGGCCACAUUGCUAUUUUAUUCCAUGGCGUCUUUGGCUUUCUAUUUCUUGUAUACAUACUUUACUCAUCCGGCUGGCUGUCUGCUGAACAAAGGCCUGAUAAGCAUUAACAUUGGAUUGUGUAUAGUCAUGUCCUUCAUUUCGAUCACACCUUGUGUUCAGCUCAGUAAGUCUUGUUGUAACAUUCCCUCAAUGUCAAGUUUGUAAAGAUUUAUCGACGUUCAGCAUCGACCUUUAAUCAUCAGGACACAAUCGAUCAUAAAACCUAAGGAUAGCAGAGGGAUAAUGUCUCUGAAAGACAUUAUCUCAUAGGCAUUAUCCCUCUGCUCUCCUAAGGUUAUAUGAUUUAAUUGCUACAUUGUAUAUUGUUCAAACUCUCUGUGUGUAUAUUCUGUACUCACCACAACUACCUUGUAACCUACACGCGAUUAGGAUUCAUAAUUGUCUCUAUCUUAUCAUUCCUUUAACAAGCAGCCUCCAUUGCUCCUUAACCCCUUCUACCCCAUUUCUUACUUAGAGCUUACGAGCUCCCCUUUAUUUUGUGUUUAUAAGUUUCCUUUUUUUAGUGUUUUUUUUUUUUUGUCUUUUUGGUUCAAUUACUGUUCCUUUUUAAACAUAUGUAAAUAAAUUUAGUUUUAAUUACAUUAUAUUCAUAUAGGGACUUUACUUUGUCGUCUGGAUUUUAUGUCAAUAUACUAUUUGGGGUUCCCUGAACUCUUAUUAAUAAAUGAAACCCAUCUGAAUAUACCGUCCCUUCUGAGCACAGGAAAGUAUGAUAAAAUUAUUCCUGUGUGAAUUUGGGGGAGUUGAAAGAAAAUCCCCUAUAUAUAUAUGUGGCUUUGUAAGUAAUACCCCCUUUUUUAACUCCAUGUUUUGGAAAAUGAUUAAUACAUUACGCAGAGAUGAAUUGAAUCAGAUUAGAAGCUUUGGCAAAAGUAGAGCAGAAACCCAGAUACUUAAUCAUAAUAACUGUUUUAUUGCCCUUUUUUGGCUAUAACGUAAAGCCCUUUGUACUUUGUGUAUGCACAUCUGCCAGGGCCUUUAUUAUAGAAAGUAGCACAUUGUAGCAUCAGCCAUUGAUUCACAGAAUUACAGCAAAUUGUUCAUGAUUAUAUGACUGUGUACUGUAUGACAACUUGACUUUCAAUCUGACUGAUGUUAUAUCCCCAUUUCACCCUAGGCUCCAAUAAAGUUUAGUGACUCUGUAUCAAGUGUAUUCCCACAGAUAGGAGUUGUCUUGUUUUAUUCAAUAAGAUAUAAAGCCAAAAUAAACAUUGUUAGCAUACAACACAGGCUGAUUUUACUGAUUAAUGUAUUUAUUGCUGUAUAAAAUCCUACGUGUCAUAAAAUCCUUUUGUACUAAAUCUGAGUUUGUUACAUUUAUUACCAGUAAAUGAUACUUGAAAGAGAACAAAUGUUUUAUUUGUAAAGUGAAAAGGAAAUGGUACAUACAUACAAUUGAAGAAUUUCAUCAUGGCAAAUAUCAUACAGUCUCUUAUAAAAUCAUUUUUAAUCAUUCUGUUUAUUUUACCAAAAAUUUGGCAUUUUCAUAUAUACAGAAAUAAAAAAAAGCUUUUCUAAAAAUAUUAAAUAGAGGCCGACAUGCAUUUUAACGUCUGUGUAUAUUAUUUUGUAUUGCACACAGAUAUACGCAUACUUUAGUGUUGAAUUACUGCACCCUUGUAAAAAAGAGUGCACUAUAUUACCAUGUGGAUUAUUUGAUGGGCAGAUAGAUGCACCCACAAUGGUUCUGGGUGGCAGAAGCUAUUUUUCAGUAAAUCCUUUUGUUUUUAAAAAUUGAUCUAAUAUAUACAUUUUUUCCCCAGUAGAUUCUAUAAAAAUUGAUAAGUAGAUCAAUUUAAAAAGAAAGGGAUUUACUGAAAAAAAGCUUCUGCUACCCAUCAAAUAAUCCAAAUAUUAAUAUAGUGCAUUGUUUUUUUUACAAGGGUGCAGUUAAUAUUUCUUAAAGCGUAAUGAUUCCACAAGGGUUAAUAAGUUGGCUUCCACUGCAACUCCCAACUUCAUCAGAAACAAGUAAUUUAAAAAAAAAGUAAGGCACUGAUGUUAUUUCUUAUUGUAUUAAUCGCACGAAUUGCUAGUAUGUUAGGUAGCCACUGGGUUGCAUUAACUCUCCUUUCCAAUAUUUUCUCUAUUUUAAAAGUGUCAUGUUUUUGUUCCCUAGAACAGCCCCGAUCUGGACUGCUCCAGGCAUCCAUUAUCAGCUGCUACGUUACCUACCUCACCUUUUCAGCUCUGUCGAGCCGGCCCCCAGAAAGAGGUCAGUGAAAACCUGUUUGCAAGGAAAAACAAAAUAUGUUCCGGAGAAUGCAACCUGUCAGCCCUUGUCAUUCCUUUGUUGUGUCCUCAUUUCAACCCUUGCAUGUGGGAUCACAGCAAUGCCGGCUUUUUCAAUCCCACCGUUUGAUCAAAUCCACCACAAUCUUUCUGUGUCAUCAUUAUUUGGGCCUUUUAUGAAGUAGAUUUUGUUCACCGUGAAGUUUUUUUUUUGCUGUUAUUUCUAUCGAAGUCUCUCCAAUGAAUCAAACAGUAAUGAUAGACACGUUGCGAGAGAACAAUGCCAUUGUUUUACGUGACAAGUGGCUUUUUCUAACUUUGUUUUGUCCAGUCUUUGAAGUUGUAGGAAUAAUAGUGAUAAAUAAUGUCUUCUAUUCAUUGUUUGCUCUCCAUCGUACUUUCUAUUCCCGCUGUUCUACGUCUUUUCUCUCUUCUCUGUCCAUUUGAGUGAUUAUUACACCUUUGUAUUUGUGUUUUGAUCAGUACAGUACAAAGGGGAAAAUCUCACAGUUUGUUAUCCGAGUAUUAGUAGAGAUGGGCUGCAAACAGAAGACGCCUCUAUUGCCAUCAUUGGUGCAGCCAUCAUGUACGCAUGUGUCUUGUUCGCAUGGUAGGUAGACAUUCAGCGUAAAAUAUUAUACACGGGAUAACACUGUUUACAACAUCCUUUUAUUUAUUGGUUUUUAAUAUGUGGCAGUCAAAGAAAUGGGUAUGACCCAAAAUUCAAGUUUUAACAUACAUUUCCGUGUGAACCAAUAAAGGUAAGUUUAAAAAAUAUAUAAAAAAUUGCUGGUUGUGUAUCCAGGCUUCUGGGGUGGGAGUAUGUCAGAUCUCUCAUGCUAAUUUCUCCUAAUUUUUGGUUAUUACCCCACUCCCUCUAGCAUGUAAGCUCACUGAGCAGGGCCCUCAACCCCUCUGUUCCUGUGAGUCCAACUUGUCCAGAUACAAUUAUGGGUAUGUUAGUCCACCCAUUGUACAGCGCUACAGAAUUUGCUGGCACUUUAUAAAAAAUAAAAUAAUAAUAAUAUUAGGUAAAUGGAUCCCAAAGCGAACCACCUAUUUUGAUAGUCAUAUAGGGGGCUCAUUUCUAAUACUAACUAUAUACUAUACUAUAUACUAACCUUAGUUAUUUGUAUGUUUUUAGCCUUAUUAUGGAGCUUAGGCCUUUUUAAAAAAAAUUAUGGAGAAUAUGCCAGUUUUCAGAAAUUAAAUAUUCAGCUAUGUGUUAUUUUUCAACAUACUGAUGACAGUCUUAACAAUAUGGAAUGGAGGGGCGGACGUGUGGCAUAUACUAUAAAUAAAGAUAAUUAUGGUAAAUAUUUGGUUAUCUUACAGUAGCAGUCCUUGUGAACUGCUAUAAAUCAGGGUUUAUUAAACGUACGUGAAGCUGGAGUGGAAACGAUGAUAAGGUCACCAUCGGAGUAACACGAAAAGCCUGUGGAAUUGCUGGUUCUCAGAGCAUGCAAAGUAUUUGUCCUAAUUAAGCCCAUGAUAUUAGAAGUUCAGGCUACCACGGCCAACAGCAGCUGCCCCUUCUAUAUCUAUUCUCCAUCACAGCUCUACUUAUGGACAUGUGCUCGGUCUAACGCGCUGUAAAUAUUUGUAUCUAAGUUGCAUUGUUGUGCAUCCACGCUAUUUACUGCUUCUAGUUAACAAGGGGGCAGGGGUUAGCCAUAAACAGCUCUGCUUGUUGCCACAUAAAACAGAGAAGACAAUGGAGAGGGGGAAAAACACUUUCCAGUAUUACACAGGACAUAGGUGUGAUUUAGUGAUCAUGCUUUCACAGCUGGGACUGCAGGACAGUCUGUGCUACGCCUCCACUGCCUCCUAUACUAAAGAUUUCAAAUCAGUUCAAAUUACUUCUUUGCUAAAUGUUCUAGGAAAAGAGCUCCCAUUGGAAUAUUCAGGGCCGUGUACAAAUGUACAAUAAGGCUUCCACCUUCCUCUUUGUUUUUUGUUUUUUGUCCAAUCUUUUGCCUUACGUGUUUUCUUUAAUUUCCUAUCAUAUUAUUUUGUCCUUGCUAUUUAAUUUCCAGAGAAUGGGGUUGUGUCUCAGCCUGUGCAUUUUUGUUCCUCCUCUAAGUGUUUUUGUUCCUCCUCUUAGUCCUUUGUGCUGUACUAAAUCCCUCUACAAUUACACGUACAAUGAUUUAUAUAGCGCCAGCAUAUGCCACAGGGCUGUACAUUAGAUAACCCAAGACAAUUAAUUCUAACAAAACACAUUUGACAUAUAAGAAGAGUAUGUCCUGCCUAAACGAGCUUACAAUAUAAAAUUGUAUUAUUAUUGUUAUUACGUGCAUUUAUAUAGUACCAACAUAUUCAGCAGGGCUUUAUAAAUUGGGGAUAUUUGACAUCAAGUUAUUGAUAUUAAAAAAUUAACAGAGACAAGAGGUGAGGAAGGCCCCGUUCAAACAAACUUACAAACUGUCACUUUCCUUUCCCCCUUCCUGACACACUCAUUCCCAAAUCAGGAUAUAUUUAUUAAUUUAUUAACCGGCCACAACACUCACAAAAUAAAAUAAAUAUACCUUCAGGAUGUCAGGUUCCUCAUAUCUCACUCCAACAUGCAGUCUCGAGUAGCCUAAUUAUUCCAUUAUGGCGCUUGCUGCCUUAGUUAUCAUUGUGGGUGCCUUGCAAAUUAUUGUUUAGGAUUCUCCAUCUCUGUCCAUUUCCUGUCCAAUAUAAUUGAUUCGCAUAAACAUCUCUUCAAUCCCACCAGACAUGUCUCUUCCUAUAUCCUUCUUAGUGUCUCUCUCCAUCCUUCCCCCAAUGUCUCUCCUACUCCAGCUCCGUAUCUGUCUCUAUCUCCCUAGUUUCUCCUUCUCCCAGUGUUUCUCUGCUCACUUUGUACCUUUCUCUAUCUCCCUCUCCCAGUGUUUCUCUGCUCACUUUAUUUCUGUCUCUAUCUCCCUCUCCCAGUGUUUCUCUGCUCACUUUGUACCUUUCUCUAUGUCCCUCUCCCAGUGUUUCUCUGCUCACUUUAUUUCUGUCUCUAUCUCCCUCUCCCAGUGUUUCUCUGCUCACUUUAUUUCUGUCUCUAUCUCCCUCUCCCAGUGUUUCUCUGCUCACUUUAUUUCUGUCUCUAUCUCCCUCUCCCAGUGUUUCUCUGCUCACUUUGUACCUUUCUCUAUCUCCCUCUCCCAGUGUUUCUCUGCUCACUUUAUUUCUGUCUCUAUCUCCCUCUCCCAGUGUUUCUCUGCUCACUUUGUACCUUUCUCUAUCUCCCUCUCCCAGUGUUUCUCUGCUCACUUUAUUUCUGUCUCUAUCUCCCUCUCCCAGUGUUUCUCUGCUCACUUUGUAUCUGUCUCUAUCUCCCUCUCCCAGUGUUUCUCUGCUCACUUUAUUUCUGUCUCUAUCUCCCUCUCCCAGUGUUUCUCUGCUCACUUUGUACCUUUCUCUAUCUCCCUCUCCCAGUGUUUCUCUGCUCACUUUAUUUCUGUCUCUAUCUCACUCUCCCAGUGUUUCUCUGCUCACUUUGUAUCUGUCUCUAUCUCCCUCUCCCAGUAUUUCUCUGCUCACUUUGUACCUGUCUCUAUCUGCCUAAUGUCUAUUUCUUCACAUGUGCCAUCUCACCCCCAGUCCUUCUUCAUCUCUUGAGAGUCUCCCCUCAUCAUCUCAAUGUCUCUCUUAAAACUUUUUUUUCUUAUUAUUUUCCCACCACUGUGGCUCUCUAAGUGUAUCUUUAUUUUCACUCACAGUGGCGUCCUGUAAUUGUGACACCUCAUAGCUCCUCACAGCUUUCAUCUCAUCCAGUCUCUCCCUCUUAAAUGCCUGGGCUGGUGGUGUUACAUGACCAUGGGGGCAUAAUAGAAGUCUUCUCUGUGCAGUGAUAUAUAACAUGCUAUCAUUGUUCUCCCUGCCACACACAGCACCAUGAUUCUUAACAGUAGCAAUGACAGAAGUCUUUGCCAGAAGAAAUACAGGCCUUAUUUAUCCCACUUUGCCACAUCCUUUAGAUUGGAGGUUGUUUGGGCAAGGUCCACUUCACCUACUUUUCUCAUAUGUCAUAUAUGUUUUGUGCAAAUUAAAUGUUGUCUUAUUUCCUAUUGUACAGCGCUGCAGAAUGUGAUGGCACUAUAAAAUAAUUACAACAAAGGCGAUGUGUAUUUGUCUGAGGUGGGGCUCCUUCUAUUAAGAUAAAACCUCUCCAUUUAACUAAGUCUUUAAUACAUGGGAGCAACAAAACUGCAGAAUAAAAUAGAAUUUUUAAAAUAAAUGUACAUUACCCAUGCACAAUGCAUAGAUAACAUUUAUACUGUGACACCAGGUCUUAUUUGGCAUGCCAAGUGUACGUAAAGACAAAAGAUGCUGUCUUACCGGUUUAAUGUUAAUUGCUAAACAUUAUUAUUAUUUUUAUUUUUUUGCAGUAAUGAAGCAUCCUAUCUUGCAGAGAUGUUUGGCCCAAUGUGGAUGAUUAAAGUGUACACCUAUGAGUUCCAGGUCAGAAGACUGUCACAUUUUAUUCUGUCAAAAUAUGCUGCAUGACUGCUUUAUUUUAUCUACUUUAAAAUGUUCCACACACAAUCUUAAAGGAACACUCCAAUGUUAAAAAUAUACUGAAUCUUGAUAUGUUCCUUUUUUGUUUUAGAUUUAGGGCCCCCUUGUUUAAGGAAAAAUAAUAGACUCAUCCCUUUUCCAUUGCUGAGACAGUCUCCUCAAUGCAACCCAAUCUGCCUCACUUCUUGAGAUCAGCACUUUUAUAAAAUAAGCCACAGAAGCCCACCAUUUAAGAAAGCUAAGUGCUUUGGGAGAGUGACAUUUUUUAGGUGGGUAUAACUUUAGGUCACUCCACAUCCCUACACAUCUUUAGGUUACUGAAAAUCUUUGUGUGUGACGAGUGCGUUCUCUUUUUUCAUUUUGCAAAAAGUGCAGAUUUCAAUAGAAAUUGACACUUUUAUAAGUUAAAGGGACACUAUAGUCACUCAGACCACUUCAGCUUAAUGAGUGGUCUGCCUGCUGUAAACAUAGCAGUUUCAUAGAAACUGCUAUGUGUACAUUUGGGGUUAAGCCAGCCUCUAGUGGCUGUCUUCCGGACAGCCACUAGAGGCGCAUCUGCGACGCUGGAGGCAUAUUAUGCCUCCAUCACGUAGAGCAUCCAUAGGAAAGCAUUGAAAAAGCAUUGACUGCUGCGCAUGCACAUUCCGCUCCGCUGACAUCGGCGGGGGAGGAGAGGUAAGGGAGCCCGGCGGUGGAAGAAGGUGAGUAACUGAAGGGGGACCCUGAGGGUGGGGGCACCCUCAGGGUACUAUAGUGUCAGGGAAAACAAUUUGUUUUCCUGACACUAUAGUGAUCCUUUAACCCGGUUACACCCCCUUGAUGUUCAAGCAGAAAACAGGCAUAAAUUAGAUAUGUGUUGCUUUAGGAGCUGUUAUCUCUUUAGGUAAACUUGCCAUAACAGGUUUGCCUUAAUAUCUAUUAUUUGAGAGAUUCUUGGAAAUUCACAAUAUACUAAUCAUUGUGUCAAAAAAGGACACCACAGAGAAAUGUUAACCACAGAAAUGUGCUUUAUUCUAAACUCAGGGCUAAAAACUAUAAGGAAGAUUGCUAUGAGAAUUGUAACAACACACCUGUUUAUCAACACUUGCAUUUUAGAGGAAUUGCCCCAGAAGUUAGGGGUAGAUUUAAAAGAUUUUAGUCCAGUACCCCUUGAGGCUCACCCACUUGAACUCCUGAACAAAUAAACUUUGGGAGCCAGUAUCAGCUGAACAACACCAAAAUGGUUAAUGACAAUUGCUUGCCUGUCCAAACAUUUUGGAUGAAUAAAGAUAAAGACACAUUGUAAUUGCUCCCCUGUCAGAGAAGAGAGAACCAGGAAUACUUGUUUUUUACAAGUCCAGUGAAAACGAUUUGCUAAAACCACAACCACUGCUAUAAGUUGUAGUAGUUAUGGUGUUUGGGAUGUCUCUUUAAUUUUGGGUCCUGGGUUUCUGCGUGAUUUUUGUAACUGGCCAUUUCAAAUCUGCUGCAUAUUGUGCAAGGAAGACUAAAGGUGCAACUUGUGUCAAUUUUCCUUCCACUACAUGUGGAUUGAGCAAUGAGAGAGGAAGCUAUCCUCAAGCAUUCAUCAUUUUAGAAGAAUCUGACCCUUUUUUUUAAAUAUAUUUUUCUUUUUGUCUAGUAAGCCUAUUUAGUGAUACAUUUAUUUCAGGAAUAGUUUAGGAUUUUUUCCUGAGCGAUUAGGCUCCAAUUUAGACAAUUCAGUGGGGUAAAUUUUAUUUUUGCAUACAUUCGGUCAUUGACUAAAUAUUAUUAUUAUACUGAGUUUAUUUGCAGAAUUUGCUUUUACAAAUUAGCCUGUAUUCAGCUCUCUUCUAACAUUAUCUUGUUAUGUUUUUUGUCAGCUUAAAUACUAAGGCAAAAUUUGGUUGUGAGCACAGUUAUGGGGUUCUUCACCAAUAAUUCUUCAAAUAUAGGCCAAAUGCAUAUUUGAUGUCUCUUGUUGGUUACUGAAAAAUCAUUCAUAAUGAAUUAAUUCCAUUUGCAGAAAGCAUCUUGCUGUUUCUGUUGUCCAGAAGAGGACGAAGAUGGAGGUGAGAUGUUUAUAUGUGCAGAACAAUAA